Messenger RNA from Mycena indigotica, 3657 nucleotides. RefSeq lists its product as uncharacterized. The transcript has 21 exons. Lineage: Eukaryota; Fungi; Basidiomycota; Agaricomycetes; Agaricales; Mycenaceae. Gene Ontology annotation, molecular function: histidine phosphotransfer kinase activity; phosphorelay sensor kinase activity; metal ion binding. The record is from RefSeq and is a predicted model, not a curated record. Bases 1 to 3657 code for a protein of 1218 amino acids. Gene Ontology annotation, biological process: protein autophosphorylation; phosphorelay signal transduction system.
AUGAGCCUCGCGCUUUCAUGGCCGUCGCCACGCAAGAAGGCACGGCGACAAGGCUCUCUGGAUGCCACAAGUUCCAUUGAACUACCUCUUCCAACUGUUCACAGGCCUACUUCGCCGCGAAAAGUCCACUUCCAUUCAAUUUCUUCGCGAUGGGCAACUAUUCGUGAUUACGUGAAGCGCACAUUAGCUGCACCUCAACCUCCUUCCAACACUACUCUCGUCGAAAACUCCGCCAUUGCAGCGAUUUCGCUCUCAAAGAAAGACUCACACCAGUUCAGCGAAACGGAUGAGGUUGACGAGGUUGUUGUAGACCGUUCAUGGUCAGACGACUUUGAGACCGACACCAACUCGGAUAUUGCAGACACUGCCAGCAGCAGGCACGACACAACUGUCGCCGAUUCUGACCCUUCUGAUGACCGUGCAACGGGGAUUUGGGCUCUUCCUCUCCUUGCUUUCAUCCACAGACGUAUUUGGCCAGAGGUCAGGCGCUUUUAUAUGCCUCGCUUCGACCAAGCGGAAGAACAGGCGUACCAGAAGGAGAUCUGGAGCCAGGGGAAAAGACCAGCUCUUUGCAUACAGGACCCAGUAGUUCUCGCCGACAAGAUAUUUUAUUAUGGCAUCUCACCCCUGCUGUCGGUUCCCAUCCUUUUCAUGUGCGCUUACAACUUUCCCUACGAACGUCCCUUCUUUUUCCAAACCUUCCUCAUCAUCUCAUCGUGGUCAUGGCCGUUCUAUGAAGUACUCUACGCCUACCUCUGUGGUUUUUAUAAGCGGGGCGGUGCCAGCAAAGAUGAUAUUCUAUUCACCUGCGGGUCCAAGGACUUUUUGUCAACCUUUUACUACACUUCUGCACUCCAAGCUGUCGCCUUGUUUGGAAUAGCCCUCAAACGCCUACCCGCCACUAUCGGAGCCGUCGGGUUUCUAAUCUUGCAAGAUUUGUGUUACAAUCGUCCCAGUGCGACACGACUAUAUGUUGUAAAUUUCGUGAUAUUCGAAUCAGUCCUACUCUAUAUGCACAGUGAAAAAGAGCAGUCCUCGCGCAAAUUAUUCAAGCUCCGUACCCAGCUUAAACUCCAGUUCGAACGGACCUACAAGGCACAGGUCAACGAGCGCCGGGCUGCCGACUCGAAACGCCGAUUGACUUCUUCCUUCGCUUCUUCCCAUAACGAAAUUGAUACCCUUGAACAAGUCCGCGUUCCACUCAAUACUGCAUUGCUCGCAGUUCAGAACAUGGCCUCUCGGCCAAUUGCACAAGAUCACGAGGUUGAAUUCAGUGCGUUAGAGGGCAGCCUAAGCAUGAUGUCCAAAGUUCUAAACGACGUUCUCGAUUUCAAUCGAAUGGACAGCGGUAGACUAGAAUCACUAUCCAAGCCCUAUGCUUUUCAUAAGGUCUUGAGGUCACUUUUUAUUCCACUCAGGCUAGCCGCUGAUGCAAGGAAUCUGGAAUUCGCUACUGACCUGGAUAUGCGAAUUGAUGAAGUUGCUCGACGGGCUGCAUACCAGGCGAUGGACGCUUCACCCGAAGCUAUAGCUCAACAUCUUCGACAGCAACCUAACAGCGAGGCCGUUGUUGGUGUUGUUGUUGGCGACGAGACACGCUUGAGGCAGAUCAUCACCAAUCUGGCGAGCAACGCAUGCAAAUUCACCCCAGCAGGCGGCAAACUCACCAUUCGAACACGAUUGAUUGUUCCUAACCCAUUGGGAAGCGACCCUCUGUCGACGACAGCUCAAGACGAAAUUAGAACAGACCCGAACUUGACAGUUUCAUGCCAACCUGUGGAACGCAUUGUCGUUCGCAUAGAGGUCAGUGACACUGGCAGCGGUAUUCCUCCCAAGGAUAUGGUCGAGUGUAAACUUUUCUCCGCCUUCAAUCAGACGGAACAAGGUCGACAACAAGGUGGUAAAGGCACUGGGCUUGGUCUUGCUUUGGUGCGCCAGAUUGUCAAAUUAAGUGGCGGUCGACUUGGUUUGCGUUCAAAAGUUGGUGUUGGCAGCACGUUUUGGGUGGAGCUUCCUCUUGGCGUGGGUCGGAAAGCAAUGGAAGCUGGACCUGGCACGCCGUCCAGUUUGGCUCACGCGGCACCACAAUUUCCGGUAUCGGUGUCGAUGCCAACACAUGGCUUGCAUCCCAACUCUAUUUCCUCGGUGGGGACUGUCGCUGAAGCUGUGGAUGCAGCCACCAAAGCCGCAUCACAAACCCUCCCUACUUCAACACGGUCGGAAUCUGCCCUACAUGGGCUAAUGGAUCAGGGAGGGCGUUUUGAGCUGAUGCUUAGCAAAUAUGAUUCCCAUUCACCGACUCCUACGCGGACGUUAGGGGACAUCUCAACUGGCACGGAAUAUCCGUUGCCUUCGCCCCCAACCGAGGCUGAUCCAUUACCUGAACCUGUUCCAGUGCCUCCACCACUGGAAAACACGACUAUCGAUAGUACACAGGCUAAUACUUCUCGACCCAGACAAGCUCGCCCGACAUACGUUCCUUUACCAAGUCCGCGACCCUUCGUUUUGGAUGACCAUUCGACAAUACCGUCGAUUGUCUCCUCGAUGUCACCACCACCGAUCGGCCUCCGAGUAUUAGUGGUGGAUGAUGAUGCAAUGACCCGGAUGUUGAUGACACGCAUGCUGGAACGAUUAGGCUGCAGAGUUUCGUCGGCCGAAAAUGGGGAAGUUGCUUUGCAAAAAAUUCUUGCGGAAGAUUCUUCACCAGUGCAGUCGAGCGCGAGCGCUGAACCACCCCCACUGGUCACCGGCGAACCGAAAUUUGCGGUUGUCUUCCUGGAUAAUCAAAUGCCGAAGCUAUCGGGUGUCAAGCUUGUUGAGCGCCUGAGGGCAAUGAAACGCACUGAUUUCGUCGUUGGCGUAACUGGCAAUGCUUUAUUAACGGAUCAACAGGAGUAUCUUGAGGCUGGAGCCGAUCAUAUCUGCUUUGACCGCUAUGUCGACCCCGUGUCGGUCCCCUGCGGACAUCUCUUUUGCCGCCUCUGUCUCUCGCGUACAAUUGACGCCAAUACCCCUCGAGAACGAGAACAUUACUGCCCGACAUGUAGAGCUGCGUUUAAGAUCGUGACGGUUGACCCUGCGCUCGUUCCAGCUUAUUUGAGACCAUAUAUCCUCCCCGCAAUCCGACCGCUCUUUAUCGACCACCCCGCCACGGAACCAGGUUUGUGUGAACCAUUGGAGGUCAACGAAAAGGCAGAACUCGGGGGAGUAAUAACUGCCCUGAGAGCAAGCUCAGCGACAUGGCGACAAAGAGCUGAAGUGCACGCCGCGGCGAAUGCUGGGUUGCUCGGAUUUGCAAGGGCGGCGAAAGAGCACGCGAUAGGAAUGAAGGAGGAGAAGCUGAAGGCCGUCAAGAGAUGCGAGUUGUUGAGGAAUAGGCUGAAAGACUUUAUUCCAGAAGACGAACUCAACACAUUGAUGACCGCUGAAAUCGACAUACCGAGCAGUUUGGGGACGGAAACAGGCCAGGCGUUGCCCGUGUUCCUAAUGCAGCCGCCACAAGGGCCAUUCUACGAUGAAAUCACUCCGACAUUAGUGGGCAGGAGAGACCCAGUAGUGUUUGGAACCAAUGUCAUUGCGGCCAAUGUAGCGGAGGACGUAAGGGCAAACGCAGAGCGGAUGGCCCAGAGUCUACAGCAGCAGCACACUCCCUCGUGA